CCCGCUUCACUUUUCAGAAUGCAAAAGGAACGUGCAUCAACUGAGUAAUGACGUCAUAAGUGAGAAUUAUAUCAGAAUUAUUCCUUAUUGGAUUAUAUCAAUGUAUGUACUGUGAAAAAUUUACGGGAAAAAGUAACUCGAUCAAAUUGAUUGUGUUCCUUGGAGAUGAUUAGACGUGUUGUGGUGGCCAUGUCUGGUGGGGUUGAUAGCGCAGUUACGGCUCUUUUGCUUAAAAAUAAAGGAUUUCGUAUUAUUGGAGUGUUUAUGAAAAACUGGGACAUUAGGGAUGAAACAGAAAAGUGCAUAGUCGAGAAAGAUUAUGAUGAUGCUCGAUGGAUCUGUGACAAAUUAGAAAUUCCUUCAAUACAGAUUGACUUUGUUAAAGAAUAUUGGAACGAAGUUUUUAGUGAUUUGUUAGAAAAGUAUCAGAAUGGAUAUACUCCGAAUCCAGAUAUUUUGUGCAACAAGAACAUCAAGUUUGAUAAAUUUUUUCAUCUAGCACGUAACAAGUUUCAAGCAGAUGCAAUUGCAACUGGUCAUUAUGCUAAAACAAGCUUUGGACCAUAUCUAGAGAAUUAUAAAGCAAACACUAAUGUACGCUUGUUACAGGCACAAGAUAGCAAUAAAGAUCAAACGUUCUUCUUGAGCCAGAUACCGCAACAAACCUUGAGACAUUGCAUGUUUCCUCUUGGAAAUUACUUGAAAAAUCAUGUGAAGCUUAUGGCUACACAAGCAGGAUUGUGUCAAAUAGUACGAAAAAAGGAAAGCAUGGGUCUUUGCUUCGUGGGAAAACGUGACUUUCAAGAUUUUAUUUCAGAGUAUAUAGCAGAUAAACCUGGUGACUAUAUAGAUCUGGACAGUGGACUGCUGAUAGGUAAACAUGAUGGUAUUCACAAAUGGACUAUAGGACAAAGAUGCAAAAUUGCUGGCUGUCUCAAGCCUUAUUACGUGUUUAGCAAAGAUCACGGGUCAAAUACUAUUACAGUGGUAGCUGGUACAACUCAUUCAGCAUUAUACACUAACUUUUUAAUAACAGAGAAAAUUUAUUGGAUCAGUGAGGAGCCGUGCGAAUUAAGACAGACCAAUAGUGUGUUGAAUUGUAACUUUCGCUUUCAACACAGAAAUCCACUGAUUGCUUGUAGAGUAUACAAGAUGUCCAGUGAUCGCUUAUUCAUUCGUCUUGCUGCACCUUUACGAGCAAUUACAAAAGGCCAGUACGCUGUUUUAUACUCGGGAGAGGAAUGUCUGGGCAGCUCAAUGAUAUCAUAUGCAGGGCCAUCUUAUUUUGCACUUGGGCAAUUGUAUAAAUUACACUCAUUGCCAUAA
Molecule: messenger RNA, 1326 nt
Organism: Cyphomyrmex costatus
Lineage: Eukaryota; Metazoa; Arthropoda; Insecta; Hymenoptera; Formicidae
Product: mitochondrial tRNA-specific 2-thiouridylase 1
Exons: 8
Coding region: 166-1326 (386 amino acids)
Biological process (GO): tRNA wobble position uridine thiolation
Cellular component (GO): mitochondrion
Molecular function (GO): sulfurtransferase activity
Source: RefSeq, a predicted model, not a curated record